Marchantia polymorpha subsp. ruderalis is the source of this 342-nucleotide messenger RNA. The record is from the annotation of a GenBank genome assembly. NCBI's taxonomy places the organism in Eukaryota, Viridiplantae, Streptophyta, Marchantiopsida, Marchantiales, Marchantiaceae.
AUGCACUGGCGAAAGCUUCAUGCGGGAGAUGAGGCUUGUACGACGCGAGAAAUGGGCCCCGCGAGGGCCAAAGCGUCAACGACCGGUCGCACGAGCGUCUUGUGCCCUGACACUGAAACACUUUCCAUUCUGGUGCAGAGGCAACUCUUUCUGCCGACUCCGAAACCCUUGCCUCCGAUUUUCGCUCGGUUCGGCCAUGCCUCGAGGCGAAUAAAACAGAUCAGAUUAGAGCGAGCCAAGACAAUAGCCAUGCCAUCGCCAUCGACGUCGACGACGACGGAUCGAACCUCGAGACUAGGCGGAACAAUAUUGUCCUGGGUGGUGCAGUUUACUCUUGUCUAG